CAGUUAGCCUCACCUCCCUCCCUCAACUCAGCAUGGAGCAGAAGUCAGAAAACUGUAAGGUUCCAGAAGAUCUGUUCAGUGGCUUGAAAGUUACAGACUCUCAGGAAGCAGAGUCUGCCAGCCCCCCGGUUUCGGAUCCCAAGGAUCCGCAUUCCCAGAGCAAGCCACUAAAGGAUGCUAACUCCCAUGAGGACCACGGAGAAGAGGAGUGUUUUCAUGACUGCAGCGCCUCAUUUGAGGAGGAGCAGCCAGGGGCGGGUAAGGUGGAGAACAAAGCCAGUGAUGAUUCUAGUUCUGAACUGGAUGAAGAAUAUCUAAUUGAACUGGAAAAAAACAUGCCAGAAGAAGAGAAGCAGAGAAGAAGAGACGAGAGCGCAAAACUAAAGGAAGAGGGGAAUGAACAGUUUAAGAGGGGAGAUUAUGUAGAAGCUGAGAGUUCGUACAGUCAAGCUAUUCAGAUGUGCCCAUCCUGUUUCCAGAAAGAUCGAUCUGUUCUGUUUUCAAAUAGAGCUGCUGCAAGGAUGAAACAGGACAAGAAGGAGGUGGCCAUCAGUGACUGCAGCAAAGCAAUUCAGUUAAACCCUAGCUACAUCCGUGCAAUACUGAGGAGAGCGGAGUUGUAUGAGAAAACAGACAAACUAGAUGAAGCACUGGAAGAUUAUAAAUCAGUAUUAGAAAAGGAUCCAUCAGUGCAUCAAGCAAGAGAAGCUUGUAUGAGAUUACCUAGGCAAAUUGAAGAACGUAAUGAAAGAUUAAAAGAAGAGAUGUUAGGUAAACUAAAAGAUCUUGGCAACUUGGUUCUGCGACCUUUUGGGCUCUCCACAGAAAAUUUCCAGAUCAAGCAGGAUUCUUCUACUGGUUCCUACUCCAUCAAUUUUGUUCAAAAUCCAAAUAAUAAUAGAUAACAGAAAUAGCAUUAGUCUUAAAGGCUUCCUGGAAGGCCAUGAACUGUUCACAAGGAGCAAGGCCCUUCAAGUAUUUAAUGUUUAAAAGCAUCUUAUCUAAGAGAGGCUGUGUAGUAGAGCCCAAGCCGCCUUCUUGCUCUUGUCUUAUGAUCAGGGUGGAAUGUGCCUCCUGAUGUAAUGAGCAUCAUUACUUUCCAUUUUGAGGUGGUGUCUCUGCAGCUGUUGUUCUUGUUUCUGGCUGGUUUUUGUCUUGGUGAGGAAGCCUACUUGUCAAGGCUGACCUCUUAGAGCUAUACAGAUGUGCUAGCCACCAAAUGCCUCCCCUAACCAUGCAAGCCUGUUAGUUGGUUGGUGGCCAUACAUGCUGGACAUGGUCCCCUCCUGCUGCCCU
Messenger RNA from Acomys russatus (golden spiny mouse), 1296 nucleotides. RefSeq names its product tetratricopeptide repeat domain 1 (gene Ttc1). The record is from RefSeq and is a predicted model, not a curated record. Bases 33 to 905 code for a protein of 290 amino acids. The transcript has 7 exons. Gene Ontology annotation, molecular function: protein binding. NCBI's taxonomy places the organism in Eukaryota, Metazoa, Chordata, Mammalia, Rodentia, Muridae.